Messenger RNA from Physella acuta, 4895 nucleotides. RefSeq names its product inverted formin-2. Gene Ontology annotation, molecular function: small GTPase binding; actin binding. The record is from RefSeq and is a predicted model, not a curated record. Gene Ontology annotation, biological process: actin cytoskeleton organization. Lineage: Eukaryota; Metazoa; Mollusca; Gastropoda; Physidae.
AAAACGAAGUGGGGUAAAGAAAAAAUAGAGAGUGGGUUGGAGAUUAAUCCGCUUAGCUGAAGGCAUGGACAUUAUUUUGUUUUAAAAUAUUGUGGCUUGACUGUGGUGAUAGUUAUUCAAAGUAGCCGUUGAUAAAAUUCUCAAGACCUUAUUCUUCAAAGUCAAGUUAAGAAGUUGAGUUGACUUUAAAAUUUGUGUUUGACUGUACAAUAUGACUGUGCUCAAUAUGUGACUUAAAAACGUGUGCAUGUUUCAUGGAAAAAUAAAAAAAUAGACACGUCGUGUUGACUAAAGACAUUCGAAUGUGUUGUGGCUAUGAACGUUUUUAAAGGACCACAAACGGAUGCUAUAAAUAACACAGGGAAAACCCGUGACUAACACUUUAAAAUCAUGGAGAAAGAAGUUUCCAAGGAAAAGGGAAAAUCCCUACGCGGGAGGAUGGCCGGUGUUUUCCGGCGAGUUUCCGCACUCUUUUCAAGAUCGUCCGGUCGGCGAAAAUACCGCGAGGACAGAGACACGAGGGCGGAGAAGAAAGAGCGAAAGAAGAACGGCAAGCUGAGGAAGAAGAAAAAGAGGAACCCGGACGAACUGGAGGAGGAACGGAUGGGCGCGUCGUCCGGGUUAUCGGGUGACACGGACGAUUUGUCCGAUUCGGGAGUGAGCGAAAGCGUCAGCCCGUCACAACACGGGUCGAAACGAAAAAAGGAUAAAAAUAAACUGACCGAGGACGGAGAUAGCCAGUCGAAAGAGGACGCAAGGGUUAAGUCGCUGAAUGAAAAAAAUAUCGGACGCGCGGGAAAAAAUUCACCCGCCACAAGCGGGGCCGGCGAGACGUUACGUCACGGCGAGCGUCUAGCCAACGGCGCGCGCGAAGCCGAUGAACCGGAAAUGAUCAGCGAAGAGCGGAAGCAACAACACUCGGCUCUCGUUCACGCAGACGACACCGACAACGAUAGCGAGGAAGAUGAUUAUUAUGAUGAUGAUGACGAUCAGAUAAACGGAUGUAUCGUUGAUGGUGUUAAAAUCGAAAACAAUGACGACGCUUCGCCCAUAAUGGGGAAAAAGAAUCGGAUCAAGAACAAACGAAAACAGGAGAGCCGGAAUAAGGAAAAAAAUAAAGAUGCGGCGAAAUCAAAGGACGGGCUAUCGAAUUCCGGAUUCACCAACGACGAUGCGGCUUUGGUGAAGGAAGACGUGUCGGAGAGCCAGCAGUCCCCGACGUCUGAGAUUAACGGAUUAUCGUCGUCUGUGGAUUCCUUAACGUCGAAUUCGGGAUCGUCGAUUGAAAACGCUUUGGAAAAUUCUGAAGCUGGAGGAGAGGAUGCAUCAAAGGGGAAAGAGAAGAAAGGUUUGAAACAGCUGCUAAGGAGGAAGAUCAGCGCUAAGCUGCAUCACAUGGACCUGGAGCAGAGUGACCCGGAGUUUGUCGUCACGGUCAUGGCCAUACCCACAGUGCAAACAUUCAGCAGCGUGAAAAAGAAACUCCGGAAAUCCAACCAGGAAUGGAUGCAAGGGUUCCUGGAUCACGAGGGCCUGGAGCGGCUCCUGGAUUGCGUGGAUAACUUCGCCAGCCGCAGGGUGACCGCCCUCUCGGACGCCCUCAUCCUCAUCGAGUGCGUGGAGUGCAUCAAGGCGGUUCUCAACUCCAAGAUUGGCCUGUCCCUGCUGGUCCAGAAACCGGAGUACAUCCGCAGGCUCAUCAAAGCUAUGGACACCAACAAUGCCAUGGUCAAGAAACAGGUGGUCGAACUGCUCUCCGCCCUGUGCAUGUACUCACAAGAUGGCUACCAGUUGGCCAUGGACGCUCUCGACACGUUUAAGAUAAUGAAACAAAUGAGGUACAGAUUCUCAUUAAUUUUAAACGAGCUGAAAUCCUCCGAGUUGACACCCUACAGGACGUCCCUGAUGGCUUUCAUCAACUGUAUCCUGUGUGCAUGUGAGGACCUGCACGAGAGGAACAAGAUCAGAAGCGAGUUUGUAGGUCUUAACCUGUUAGAUGUCAUCCCUGACCUGAGGAACUUCAAUGACAGGGAACUUGACAUCCAAUGUGACGUGUUUGAUGACUUCAAGAAUGAUGACGACGAGGAACUGGCUCUGUGCUUCACUGACAACGUCGACAUCAACAACCAUCAGGAGCUGUUUGAUGUUAUUUUUAGAAAGGUGUACAACACACCUUUAUCAGACAAGUUCCUCACCAUCCUGCAGACUCUGCUACAGAUUGACCCAGACACAAAAGUCAGUGAUAUCCAGUGGGACCUGAUGGAGCAUGCUGCCCAGACAGCCGUUGUCAUAGACACAGAGAAGAUUGACAAGUACGCGGACACGCCCUCUCUAGACAAGCUCCUCCUCAGCCGACUCAAAAACUCGACACAGAAUUCAACCAAUGGCAGCUCGGGGCCAAAGGUCAACUUGACCAGCUCAUCUGUACAGACCGACCUGGACAUGUCCUCGUUGGAAAAAACUUUAAAUGGUGCUCUUAAUCACGUGCUUUCUGGGGAGAGGUCGGCCAGUGAACUUUCUGGUAGCCAACCGCCUCCACCCCCACCUCUACCUUCGUCUCUGAAUGGUGAAUUGACUUUAAAUACCAACAGUGCUUUCAAUACUCAAUUGCCUUCUUCGUCUGUGAUAAAUGGGGCAGCGCCCCCACCUCCACCUCCUCCUCCCCCACUGCCUGGAAUGAGUGGCGCUCCUCCACCACCCCCACCCCCUCCUCCUUUACCUGGAUUCACAUCAGGACCUCCACCCCCACCCCCUCCUCCUCCGCUCCCUGGCUUGAACAUGCCACCCCCUCCACCGCCAUUACCAGGUAUGGGUGGACCGCCUCCUCCACCGCCUCCACCAGGGGCUGGCGGCCCGCCCCCACCACCUGGAAUGAUUGCGAGCAUGACCAGCGCCCCACUGUGGUCACCCCCACCUACAACCUUCAGGCCUAUACCAACACCAAAACCUAAAGCUAAAAUGAAAACCUUCAACUGGUCCAAAAUCCCUGCCCAGAACAUGAGUGCUGAAGACAACAUCUGGAAAGAAGUUCUGGAAAUGGACGACAAGGUGGAGGUGCACUACGACAAGAUAGAGCAACUCUUCUGCCAGAACACUGUGGAGCCUAAAGUGGAGGAACCAACCAAAGCCAAAACACCAACAGAGGUGAACCUACUGGACAUGAAGCGCAGCAUGAAUGCCAACAUUUUCCUCAAGCAGUUUAAAAUGUCACAUGAGGAAAUUGUUCAGAUGAUUAAAGAUGGCGACUCCUCAAAGAUUGGAUCUGAAAGAUUAAGAGGGUUACAGAAAAUCCUACCUGACAAGGAUGAGGUUAUGAUGAUUCAAAGCUAUGAUGGGGAUAUCAGCAAAUUGGGAAAUGCUGAAAAGUUUUUCUUACAACUUUCAAAGUUGUCCGGCUACAAAAUUAGGGUAGAAGGGAUGUUACUCAAGGAUGAUUUCCGUGUAGCCAUGGAUGCCCUGAUGCCCAAUGUAGAGGUGAUGAUAUCAACAUGCAACAAGAUCAUGGACAACACCAGUCUCAAGGGAUUUCUCAGAUAUGUUCUUCAUGCUGGAAACUUUAUCAAUGCUGGAGGCUAUGCAGGCAACGCCCUGGGCUUUAAGAUAGCCUCACUGAACAAGCUGAUGGACACACGAGCCAACAAGCCAAGGGUCACACUGCUGCACUACCUGGUGGAGGAGGCGGCCAAAGAGCAGGGCGAGAUCCUCAAAUUUGCUGAUGAGUUGUUGCCCACAUUAACUGAAUCCAGCAGAUUAACAGUAGAUAACUUGAACUCAGAGACCAAACAGCUAGAGGGUCAUCUCAAACAGCUCAAGGACCAGAUCUCCAAAAGUGACAAUGAUAUACAAGAAUACUUUGCAGGGUUUUUAAAAGAAGCAGAAAAUGAAGUAAACACAGUCCAAAGCAAGCUAAACAAUAUCAAAGAGCUAACAGCCAAGCUGGCAAAUCACUUCUGUGAGCCUGACAAAGGAUUUAAGCUUGAGGAGUGCUUGAACAGUUUCAACACAUUUUGCCAAAAAGUUAAACAGUGUCAGAAAGAUAAUGAGCAACGUAAAAUUCAAGAAGAAAGAGCUGAAAAAAGAAGACAAGAAAAUGAAGCAAUGAAAGCUAAUAGAGCCUCUGCAGCCUCCCCCUCAAGCAAGGCACCACCAACCCAAAACUUAGGCCUCAGAAGAUUCAGCAGCAAAGAGCCAAAAAGUCCAACAGAGGAUGAUGGGAACAUCAUAGACAAUCUCCUGAAGGACAUCAGGAAAGGCUUCAAGCUCAGGAAGACCACGUCCAUCAAGAGAACUGACAGCCAGAAGCCAACACUCAAGCCAGUUCCAGACUCUGCUUUACCCGACACAGCAGUGGUCAACGGUGAGGUCAAGGUUGUGGAGAAGGAGGUUGUGGAUGGCAAUGCCAACAUGACUCUGGCCCCGGUGGUUAAUGGGGUAGACAAUGACACAACCUGCUGAGGCCAGUGGGUGCAGUCUUGUGUAUGGCAGCUUAUAUUUAUUAUACUUAUGAUGAUCAUAAAUUAAAUAAAAAGGUGGUCUGGAAAAGUAAAUUGAAUUUGUAAAAAAAAAAAAAAAAAAAAAAAAUUCUGUGCACCAGAGUGACAAAUUAAAAGAAAUCAAAGUAAUAGUAAUUCUUAAAAUGUUAAGUUUUUUUUUAACUUUGCAGAUGUAAGAUUUAUCUGUGUCUUGACAGGGUUUUGAAAGCUAGUGCUAGCUAUUUUAGUUUUCUAUAUUACAAGUUACUCAUCAUAACUAGGUUGGGUCAGGGCCAUCCAACAGAUUCAGGUCAGAAAAUUCUGAACUCAUGUCUUUCAAGUAAACACUAGUUGAACUUGAUUACAGUCCCUUUUAAAUGUGAAAAACAAAUUGUUAUUUUAUAACAUUGAAUUAUAAUUUUA